Molecule: messenger RNA, 15072 nt
Organism: Pieris macdunnoughi
Lineage: Eukaryota; Metazoa; Arthropoda; Insecta; Lepidoptera; Pieridae
Source: the annotation of a GenBank genome assembly
AUGCGUUGGUACCUUCUCACUCAUUCCAUUCACUCCAGGUCCCGGCUUGAUAAAGAGCUCGAUGUAGAGGUGGAACUACUGGACUCUUCAGCAGCCAGGCAUAAGAUUGCAGUGCGUCCGAAGAAAAAUCACCCAAAAGUGAAAGCUGCCCCGAAACAGAACGGAGAAAGAUGGCUGGUCCGUGUCCUAGAAGACGUUCAAGGCGACGAACUCAGCUCGCGUCAGGGCUACGUGCCGGCCCAUGUUCUUCGGGAGAAGGAACCUGAGAGGGAUAUGACGGCGCUCGCUGCUAGACGACAGGCUGUGAUUCGUGAACUCAUAGAGACCGAAGAGGAGUUUGGAAGGGACAUGCAACAGGUCGUGAGUCAGUACAUGAGGCCGAUGGACAAGACGACCACGCCCAAACCUGUCUUCGAAAGCCGAGAGUUUCUGUUCUCUAAUUUUAAACAGAUCUGCGAAUUUCAUAAUACAUCUCUGCUAGAAGGCAUAAAGUACUACGCGGCAGAUCCUCGUAUGUUGGGCAGAGCAUUAUUGCGUAUGGAGAGAGAGUUCGACAAACACGUGGCUUACUGCAGGGACGAACCCAAGGCCCAGCAGCUUUUAAGCACGCAUCCUGUUAUCAAGAAGUACUUUCAGGAAAUAGCAAAGAAAGUUGGUGACGAUAAAGGCCUAGCCGAACAUCUGAAACUCCCCAUACAACGAAUCAACGAUUACCAACUCCUUCUCAAGGAAUUGGUGAAAUACUCAAAACGUCUCGGCGACGAUUCCACCGACCUUCAAAAGGCGUUAGAACUUUUCCUCGGUGUCCCAAAUAGAGCGACAAAUAACCUCUUCAUUGCUAGUAUCGAAGGCUUUCGCGGAAAUAUAUACAAGCUUGGAAGACUACUUACGCACGAUUGGUUCACUGUUGAAGUAGAAGGGACAAAAGAAAAUCUCUAUCUGUUUCUCUUUAAAGCGAGGAUCCUCAUAAGUAAGAUAAAGAGAGUGGCAGAUGAUCGAUCUGUCUUUGUAUUGCAACAAAUUAUAAGAAUUCCUGAUAUAGAAAUCAAAGAUCAUCCGGAAUCAUUAAAAUUUGAACUACAUCAAAAAGACCCGCCAUUGAUAUUCAUUCUAAAGGCUCAGAAAGAACAAGUAAAGACCGCUUGGUUACGUGAAAUCCGCCAAUACGCGAGCGAUCUAGUUGCUUUAGCAGAACACGCAGCGGAUGAUCUACAGGUUUUACCUCAAGAAGAUUUAUAUCAGGAAGAAGAUAGCCCUGAAAUACAAGAAGAAACUAAAAAAAGAGAGCAUUCAGAAGAGGUAACAGAAUACUCAAAGGAAAAAAAAUCCCGUGUUGAAGAAUCCGAGGAAAAUAAAGAGGGAAGUCAAAUUCCCACAAAGAGAAAAGCGUCUCUUGAAAGUGAUAUUGCAACGAAACUAUCUAAAUCAGAAUUAGUAGAAGCUACAAGUGAUUUUCAAGAGACCUUAAGUACUACUCAAGACGUAGUCACUGUUGAUUUAGAAUCUAAAUCAGUUGUGACACAAGAGAGUACUCAAGUCAGCGAAGUUCAAUCAAUCACAUCGCAGUCACAAACAAGUCAAGAAAUUAUCCAAGAAGAAUUCGUCGAAGCGCUACAAGAAGUGUCGGCUUCUAAAGAAGUUUCAACGACACAAACUGUUCAAGUCCAUUGUACUGAAGUAUUUGCACAAGGAUCUGUUCAGGAAGUAGUAGAAACCGCUUGUAAAACUCAGAAAAGUGAAACUACUGUUGAAGCGUCACAAGAUAACGUAGUAAGUGUCUCACAGCAAUCUAUUGAGAACCUUGAAAGUGUGUCUGUCGAAGAAGCUCGGCAAAUAGAGACAGAAAUAAAAUCAGAUUCUCCUAAUAAUAGACCUGACGAAACUGCUAAAAAAGACUCAUUAAUAGCUGUUAGCAGACAAACCUCUAAAGCUAGUAAAACAUCAGAAGAAACUUCAGUACAAAUAUCGUCUGGUGAAAACGUUGUAACUAAGAAAGAAGACGUAUCUGAAAAAAGAGAUCUAGAAUUAAGUAAGUCUGAAAAAACAUCUGAAGUCGUAGAAUCUAGUAAAGUAGAACAAAAACGACCCUCUCAAACUAAACGUGAGUCAAAAAAGAAGACAGAAUCAGUUGAUUAUAGCGAAGAAGAAAAAGACGUCACACAAAUAAAAUCUUCACAAGAAACGGUUUCAGUCUCAAAACAAACUGUUCAAGCACAAGAGAGUUUAGAUAUACAUGCUAUUAAUACAUCUAACCAAACCCCGAGUUCUGAAAAGGUAACAGAGCUACCAGAAAAAGAAAAAACUGAACUAACUGAAAGUUUUAGCGAGGAAUUUACUAAGCAAAAAGAUAAUACAGAAGUUGCUUCAAAAGAGUCCGCACUUGACACAAACUCUGCAGUCACCUCAGAAGAUAAAGUUGUAAUAAAAAGCCAAACUGUUGAAUCAGAAGAAACAGGUGAAGAAAUGUCAUCGAGAUAUAGCCGCUCUUCGCGGCUUUCUGGAGAAUAUUCCAGUAGUACCCGAAAAUCUUCGACUGGGGGCCGAUACGAAUCUUCCGAUGGAACCGGUACCUCUACGUACUCUCGCCGCGAGAGUGGCUCACGUGUAGAGAGCAAUCGUAUUGAUUUAGGAGGCUCCAUUGAAGGCUCGGCUGCUUCAAAAUAUGAAUCCAAGUACUCAACGAGUGCCAUAGAUAACGGUUCAAAGUACGGAGUGGAGUCCAGCUUUCAGAGCCGGAGUUCAAUUAAAGACGGCUCUAGGCACGGAGUAGAGUCUUCUUACGAAAGUAGGCGAUCCAUCAAGGACGGUUCGAAAUAUGGAAUCGAAUCCGGCUACGAAGGGAAUAACUCUACAAAAGAUUCGAUUGAGUCCAGUUACGAAAGCAGGAGGUCCAUCAAAGACCGAUCCAAAUACGACAGGACCAACUCUAUCAAGGAUGAAUAUGGUGUUGAGUCAAGCUAUGAAAGUAGAAGAUCAAUCAAAGACGCCUCCAAUUACGGCGUUGAUUCUAGUUUUGAUAAAUCAAUUAAAAGCUCAGCUCUCGAAUCGAGCUAUGAAAGAAGCAACUCGAGUAAAGAAUCGAAGUAUUCUGAAGAAUCUGAGGUUGAGAGCAAAAUUGAUAGCAUCGCCGCUAAAUACGGUCUCAAUAAUAAUAUUGAAACCAAAUCUACAAAAGUUAUCGAAGCUGGUUAUGAUGUAGAAAUGGACGCUCCAAGCAAAAUCGACAGUAUUGCCUCUAAAUACGGUCGCAACUCUAUCACAGAGAGUUCAAAGUCUAAAACUCGUUCCACAAGAUUAAACAUAGAAACAAGUGUUGAUGGUAACAAUGUGGAAGCUGAAACUCAGUUCGAAUCAAAACGCCAAAGUAAGGCCAACGGCAGAACGGUCUACGAAGAGGAAUUCUCCAAAAACGCACUUUUGAACGGAUCUGUGACCAGCGAAUAUGAAUCAAAGAAAUCGGUUUCUAAAUCCGAUUCUUUCGAUGGAAGACCUAUUUUUACUAAGACUCUAGAAGGCCAGAACAUUGAACCCGGCGAAAAUGCCUUAUUCGAAUGCGACAUCCAAUCUUCUGAGGAGCUGGACGUAACUUGGCUGAAAGAUAACAAGCCCCUAACGGACAAACUGAUGGACAGAGUCAAUGUUAUAAAGAGAGGAAGUGUUCACAAACUGGAAGUAAAGCACUGUAGGGAAGAUGAUGCUGGGCUGUACACGGCGCGUGCGCAGAAUAAAACCGGCAACGCCCACUGUACCGCACAGCUGAUUGUACACGAGCUAACACCAGAAGAGAGGAAGCAAAAGAAUGCCCUCAAUGCGCCCUAUUUCAUAGUAGCUCUUAAGGAUACUGAGAUAUUGUUGAACACUUACCUACGAUUCAUGGUUAAGGUCAAGGGAAACCCUAAUCCCGAUGUCAAGUUCUACCGCGAAGGCAAAGAAAUAACAACAUGCCUGGACAGUGACCGGGUAUCAAUUGUACGUACUCGCGCCGAAAAGGGCUGCUACGAACUCGUGAUCUCUGAUGUGAAUGUGGCCGAUGCAGGCAAAUACUCGUGUAAGGCUGUCAAUAUAUAUGGCGAUGUUGAAUCAGAAUGCACAGUAGCUGUUGUUGAUGACAAGAACAUAUUCGGGGAGCUGCCGCCCGGAGGGGAAGGUCUAUUGGCGAAGGGCGAAAAGCCGGUGUUCGCCUGGAAACGCGAUGGCCUUGAAUUUGACCCUGAAGAGAGGUUCAAGGUUCUCCUCGGAGACGAUGAGGAUUCCCUAGCGCUGGUCUUCCAGCACGUGAAGCCUGAAGAUGCUGGGAUGUAUACUUGCGUUGCUAAGACGAGCACUGGAAAUAUUUCCUGCUCUGCCGAACUUACUGUACAAGGUGCCGUCAACUAUCUCCACCGUGAGCCCGAAAAGCCAACCCUAGAGAUUGAACAUCGGGAAGCAGUGGUGUCUAGUGGUGGAUCAGCCAUGCUGGAGCUGGUCUGCAAAGGCUAUCCGAAGCCUACUGUGGUCUGGAAGCAUAAGGGAGAUGUUAUCGAAGCCGAUGCAAGACAUAAGUUCUUGCACGAAGACGACGAGAACAUGUCUCUGGUCAUCAAGAAUGUGACAUCAGCCGAUAGCGGCGUGUAUGAAGUGACAGCGUCCAACGACCUUGGGGAUGAUACCACUUCCUUCAAUCUGGUAGUGACUGCUCCACCCAAAAUUAAGAAGAAGAUUGAGAACCAGACUUGCAUGGUGGAAACAUCUCACACAGUCCGUAUUGAGGUGGAAGGUACCCCUGCACCUGAAGUCAGCUUCUACAAAGACGGAGUUCUCAUCACCAGCUCAGACCGCAUCAUCAUCACCAAAGAAUCCGACGAAGUUUACACCAUCACCAUUAAAGAUGCCAAGCUUACAGAUUCCGGAUCGUACUCCAUUGUUGCUAAAAACGAGGUGAACCAAUGCUCUGACUUCUGGCAAUGGCAUGUCACAUCACCGCCCAAGGUCAUCAAGAAACUGGGCGAAUCUAAAGUCUGCGAAGAGAAGGAAACUGUCACCUUUGAAGUUAAAACCGAAGCUGAACCCGCACCGACUGUCACUUGGUUCAAGAACAAGACAGAAUUAAAGGAGUCAUCAGCGAUCAAGAUAUCAUCAUCGGGUGAAGCGCACAAAUUGGUGAUCACCUCGGCAGCCAGGGCUGAUGCUGGAGAAUACUCUUGUGAGAUUCGUAACGUACACGGAUCAACGAGCGAUUCGUGCCUCUUGAACGUGCGUUGCGGGCCCGUAUUCACGCAACGGCUCAAGGACACCACUUCGAGUGAGGGAGAUGUCAAUGUUGAGUUCACUGUCAACGUCGAAGCCUAUCCCGAACCUAAGGUGCAAUGGUACCUCGGUGACGUAGAAAUAACCGAAAAGAAGUCGGUGUACAGUCGCGUAGACAACGGCAGUACGCACAAACUGAUAUUGAAGGAGGUGUCAGCUGAAAUGUCUGGACAAUACUUCUGCAGGGUCACUAACGACCUCGGCGCUGAUUCCUGUCAAGCUACCUUCACUGUCAACAGAAAACCUCGCAUCACGAAGAGCUUGAUAGACAUGACGGUGGAUGAAGGUCAAACCCUGAAGCUAGAAGUGGAAGUAGAAGGAUGCCCAGAACCGAAGGUCAAAUGGUACAAAGAUGGAAAGGAAGUGAACACUGACGCAAGAAUCAAGAUCGAACGGGAUACGAAAAGGUUGGAGAAUUAUAACCUCACUGUAACGUUAGUAAAGGAGGAAGAUGGUGGGGAAUAUGAAGUUCGAGCUGAAAAUGAAAUGGGAAGCGUUUCUUGUAAGAGUACAGUCACCGUACACACCAAAGAAGUUCAUUCGAGGUUCACAAAGGAAACACUCACUGAAAAUGAGUUGGAUGCAGAUAGUGCAGAAAAACAAAAGAUUGUUAAAGAUUUGCUCGACGAUAAAGUCAAGAAAAUAGCUACAAAAGAAAAAUCUAAGUCUGAAGUUGCCGAAGAAAAAUCAGUAUUAGACGACGAUGCUAAGGCUAAAUCAGUUUCGUUUGAAGAGGUUGAUCAGCCCGUUUCAAAUAAAGCUAAGAAAUCCCUAACAGAACCCGAAAACAUUGAAAAAAAAUCAGUUGAUGAUGUGAGUUUGCGUGCAGUUUCAGUAGAAGAGGUCGAAUCAGUCGCACUUAAACCAGAAAAAUCUGUCACAGAACCUGAAGCCCUUAAUGAGAAUUUGAUAAACGAACAAGAUAAUGAAAGGCGAAAUUCUAUUGUAACCGAUCUUGAAAAACCUGCUAAAGCGAAAAAAUCGUUCACUGAGCCGGAAGUCGCUGAAGAAAAAGAGCUACUAGAUAAUUCUAAUAAAUCUAAAUGUACUACGGAAAUUGUUGAUGAAGCGAAACCAUAUAAAGCUCAAAAGUCCGUAACGGAACCGGAAAUUGUUGAAGAAAAAUCAUUUUGGGAUGAUGUAGAUAACGAUGGAAAGACCAAAACUUCUAAAGUUGAGGAAGUAGAAUCUGUUCCACGUAAAGCUAAAAAAUCUGUUACUGAGCCGGAAGUCGCUGAAGAAAAAAAGCUACUAGAUGAUUCUAAUAAAUCUAAAUGUACUACAGAGAUUGUUGAUGAAGCGAAACCAUAUAAAGCUCAAAAGUCCGUAACAGAACCGGAAAUUAUUGAAGAAAAAUCAUUUUGGGAUGAUGUAGAUAAUGAUAGAAUGACCAAAACUUCUAAAGUUGAGGAAGUAGAAUCAGUUCCACGUAAAGCUAAAAAAUCUAUUACUGAGCCUGAAGUAAUUGAGACAGGGUCUGUUAUCGAUGAAAAUCAAAAUGAAGUCAAAAAAGUUAUCGAAGAAGUAGGCACUACAGUACAGAAAGCAGAAAAGACCGUUACUAAACCGGAAAUAAUCGAAGAAGUGGAAAUUAAGUCUCCGAAACGUAAAUCUAUUAAAAAACAAUCUACUGCUGAAGAACCAUUGAGUGCUGAUACUGAAGGCCGAGUUUUCGAAACAGUAACCACGUUCAAGUCAGCUGAUGAUGGCUCCAUUACUGUAUCUAAAGUCAGCAGCACCCGUUCGCACGGUGCCAUAAUAACAGGUCCAGCCGAAACGCGCACAUUACAUAAAAUGACUACAACUGCUAUGCAUUAUGAUGAAAAUGAUGAAUGCGAUAGAAAAAUAAUAAUUCCUAAUAAACCACACACAACUUCACUUGAAGUGGAAGAGAUAGCUAGUCAUAGCUACUUCUUAUCUGAGCUAGGGUAUUUCACUAUACCUGAUCACAUAAGAAGGGGUACAUACGGAAUUAUUGAAGAACCGCAAACCGACUCGGACGCUGAUUCAAUUCCUCGAAUGGGUCGACACGGCGGAAACCGUACCUAUUCUAUUAGGUCUGCAUCUGAAGAUGAAAUGAGCUGGCAAAACGAUUCUCUUUCCCGAGAAAUAUCUAUUGAGGAUCUGUCUAAAUCACUUUUCGAAAUAGACGAAACCAAGAAGGUAUUCAGCAAGGACUCAUACGUGCGUCAAACUUCUUUCAAAGAAGAUUAUUACACGAAUGAAGGGGAGGAAGAAUAUGUUAUUCUCAAGGAGAAGUCUGAAAAAGUAUUUGAGCGUGACGUCACGGAAAAACUUAUAGAUAUAUCAAAAGAAUUUGAAGAUGGCGAAUAUAUGAAAUUCGGAAGUAAAAAAGAUAAUAUUAAAAAUAGACUUAUUGAAGAAUUAGUUAUAGAAUCUCCUAAAAAUAUCACUAACAUAACGAAAAAUAUAGCCGAAACAACAGUAGAACGGAAAAGAAAGAUAGAUAAAAGUUUAUUCAUUGUGGAGGAAGAAGACGGAAACAUUGAAGAAUUAUUGAAGAGAAGUCAAAGACAACGCAGCAUUCUUGACGAUAUUUUGAAUUCGGAAGAAGAAAAAGCAUCACCCACAUUAAAAGAAAGCAGUAUGAAAGAUGGUCACACGUUCGAAUCCCUACCAUUAGUAUACACAGUUGAGGCGGUCGGUAAGCCAAAGCCUACAGUCCGUUGGCUUCAUAAUGGUGAAGAGGUUAAACCAGAUAAAGGAAUCCACCUUACGAAUGAAGGAGAUGUUUACAAAUUAGCGAUAGAUGCAGUGGAUCUUAAGGAUAUUGGUAAAUGGCAAUGCGAGAUCAGCAACAAACUUGGCAAACAAGUUUUAGAUGCAGAACUAGCCGUUUCUCCGGUGGCCGAAUACCGCAAACCAAUCUUCAGGCAACCAUUGGAAGCUCAACGCGUAAUGCAAAGAGAACCCGUCACACUCAAAGCCAUCUGUACGGCUGACCCGCUACCACAUGUCGCCUGGCUCCUCAAUGGAAAUGAGAUUGUACCGGAUGCAACUGUUACUACCAGUGCAGAUUCAAAGGAACUGGAGCAUGGUCUGAAAGAGUGUAUCUUCACACUACAAAUUCCUACUGGUCGUCAUCAAGACACAGGAGUGUACACAAUCCAGGCGAAGAACCAAUACGGCAUCGGAGAGUGUUCAGCUCGUCUCGACAUCCUUCUGAGACCAGAAAUCGAAGGACUUAAAGACGUCACAACGGUUCCCUAUGAAGAGACCACCUUCGUCGCUAAUAUCAGAGCUAAUCCUAUUGCAGAAGUCAAAUGGAGUAAAGAUGGCUACGUGAUCCAACCUUCGGCUAACAUCGAAAUCAACGAAGAUCUCGCAAAGGAGACAUACAGUCUCACGAUCAAGAAGAUAGGAGUUGCAGAUGCUGGAGUUUACACUGUCACCGCUAAGAACGAGAUCGGAGAGACCGCUCAACAGGCUAAACUCACUGUACAUACCAACGAACCCCAAUUCACAAAACCGCUUCAAAAACAAACUGUCAAAGAUUACGAUGACGUCACUCUUAAAGUUCGAUGCGAUGGAGUGCCAAAGCCAGGUGUCAAAUGGUACAAGGAAGGAAUUGAAUUAGCUAAUGAUGAACGAAGGACUAUCACCACUGAGGUGGGAGGACAAGUGGACAGCGAGCUCGAGAUUAAGCACUUCAAUCCAUCGGAUGCUGGAAAGUACAAAGCAGUAGCGAGAAACCUCUCUGGUGAAGCGAGCACGGAGGCGGAAAUAUCUCUUGCGCAGGUGUCCCCCGGCUUUGUACAUAAGCUGGACAGGCAGAAGGAAGUCGACGAAGGGGAACCCUUGGAGCUGAAGGCCAAGGUCGACGGCAGCCCAAUUCCUACCGCUCAAUGGUUCAAAGACGGCGUUAAACUCCCAGCCGACGACCACGUGAAGCAAGUAUCUCUUCCAGAUGGUACGAUCAAACUGAGUAUCGAUCACGUGACACCAUCAGAUUGCGGCGCUUACAAACUCAUUAUCACCAACCCCAACGGCGAACACUCGGCCUUGUGCGCUGUUGCUAUUAAUCCAACACCGCGUAAACCCUCAUUCAGUCAAGAGUUGGACGACACGAAGGUGAUGGUGGGUCAACCCGUGAAACUGGAAGCCAGGGUGAUGGCCUUCCCUGCGCCUGAGGUCAAGUGGUUUAAGGAUGGUCUGCCCAUCCGACCGAGCCAAGCCGUGAACUUCAUUAACCAACCUGGCGGUAUCAUCGGUCUGGCCAUAGAUGCCUGCAAGCCCGAAGAUGCCGGAGUUUACUCUCUUACUCUCUCUAAUAAGCUGGGAGAAGCUGCUUCGAAGGCUUCUGUUGAGGUUGCACAAAAAGAACGUAAACCAGCAUUUAUAGCAGAGCUGAUGCCGUCCAAAGUGAUCGAAGGGUUCCCUGUCAAGAUGGAAGUCAAGGUCCUCGGCCAUCCUCAACCGAUUAUCAAAUGGACGCACAACGGCAAAGAAAUAGUCCCUGAUGGUGAAAGAGUUCGCAUAGUCGCACAGCCGGACGGAACUCACGCGCUACUGUUGAGUAAGGCGACGGCAGAAGAUGCAGGGAAAUACGGCGUUGUUGCCAUCAACGAUAAAGGAGAAACUGCCAGUACUGCCGAACUUAGUGUUGCCAGCCGAACCGAUGACACCAGCCCCGAAGAGCGUCCACAGUUCCUGCAGAGUCUACGCGAAGUAACAGCUGAUGAGGGUCAGCCCUUAACACUAUCCGCACCUUUCGUUGGGAACCCUGUACCUGAGGUCUCCUGGAGCAAGGAUGGACAGGAUCUUAAGCCCAAUGACAGGAUUCUGCUUACGUGCGAUGGCAAACGGGUGGGUCUGGAAAUAAACCCAGUAGAGAGACCAGAUGCAGGUGUAUACUCCGUCAAGCUGGUGAACCCAAUGGGAGAGGACAAGACCGAAGGCAAGGUUCAUGUGAGGAAAGUCUUCCAGCCGCCGGCCUUUACGCAGAAGUUCACUGAUUUGCAACAGCUACCAUCAUUCGACGCUAAAUUCCCAGCUCGUAUAUCCGGAAUACCCGCCCCGGAAGUGACGUGGUACAAAAAUGGCGCCCCUCUCUCUCCUUCUAACAAGUACCAGAUGAAGAGAGAUGGAGAUGCUUGCUGUCUCUAUGUUAGGGAUCUAAAUGAGCAGGACGCAGGACAAUACAAAUGUGUCGCGAAAAAUAAGGAAGGUCAGGCUGAAUGCGAGGCCGCUUUGGAGGUGGUUGAUAAGAUAUCUCGCCGUGAAAAGGCGGAGCCGCCAUCUUUCCUGAAGAAAAUCGGUGACGUGGAAGUGUUCAGAGGACUCAGCGCCAAGUUCACGGCUUGUGCUACGGGCACGCCUGACCCGGAUGUCGAAUGGUUCCGAAACGAUGAGAAAUUAUUCCCCUGCGAGCGCAUUCGUAUGGAUAAGGAGUCGACGGGACUCCUUCGCCUCACCAUCAGCGGAGUCGAUCCGAGUGACGUCGGGUCCUAUCGAUGCAGAAUAUUCAACCCUCAUGGAGAAGAGUCCUGUAUUGCACAACUUACGUAUGACACUCUCGAACCCCAAUCGGGCAAGAAGCCGAUAUCCGAGCAGUACUCGGAGUUCGACAAGAUGAAGGCGACGGGUGUGCCAAUGCCGUUGGCGGACAAGCCCAUCAUAUCCCGGAUGGCGGAUCGGCAUCUGACGCUUUCCUGGAAACCUUCGAUCCCUCAUCGCCCGAGGUUCCCGGUCACGUACCAGGUGGAAAUGUGCGAAGUGCCAGACGGCGAUUGGUUCACAGCCCGCACGGGUUUACGCUCUUGCGUGUGCGACAUUCGCAAUUUGGAACCAUUCCGCGACUACAAAUUCCGAGUCCGCGUGGAAAAUAAGUAUGGCGUCAGCGAUCCUUCGCCCUAUGCUAUAACACACCGGGCCAAGCUGGAACCGGAUCCGCCUAAAUUCGUCCCGUACUUGGAACCAGGAAUCGAUUUCCGUCCGGAAACAUCUCCCUACUUCCCGAAAGACUUUGACAUUGAGCGACCACCUCACGAUGGUUAUGCGCAGGCGCCGAAAUUCCUUCGUCAAGAGUAUGACUCUCAGUAUGGAGUCAAGGGUCAUAAUGUGAAUUUGUUCUGGUUCGUGUACGGUUACCCUAAACCCAAGAUGACGUAUUACUUCAACGAUGAGCCGAUUGAAGUCGGAGGAAGAUAUGACUGGAGUUACACAAGGAACGGACAGGCCGCGCUCUUCAUUAAUAAAAUGUUAGAGCGUGACGUAGGAUGGUACGAGGCAGUGGCAACCAACGAACACGGUCAAGCAAGACAACGUGUGCGUUUGGAGUUGGCAGAGUACCCAACGUUCAUACGUCGACCUGAAGAGAGCGUAGUACUGGUCCGUAAAACAGCUCGCAUUGAAGCGCGGGUCACGGGACAGCCCUACCCAGAAAUCAAGUGGUACAAGGACUGGCAGCCUAUCGCGCCUUCUAGUAGAAUCAAGAUGCACUUCAAAGAGCCAGAUACCGUGGUGCUGGUGAUCCACGACGUGAUCCUGAAGGACGAAGGCCUGUACUCGGUGUCGGCUCGUAACCCAGCAGGAGCCGUCAGCUCCUCGGCCAUGCUGCACGUCGAGGAGUGCGAGCACGAGUACUCUUCCAGAGUUCGUGAAAACCCACCCCGUAUUAAGCCAAGCUCGAAGCCAUUUGGAGACUUCUAUGACAUCGGAGAUGAAUUGGGCAGAGGCGUUCAAGGAGUUGUUUAUCACGCGGCUGAAAGAUUAUCUGGUCGCAACUACGCGGCGAAGAUAAUGCACGGCCACUCGGAUCUGAAGCCCUUCAUGAAGAACGAGCUGGAAAUCAUGAAUCUGCUGAACGACCGACAUCUUGUGCGUUUGCACGAUGCGUACGAACACGACCACACGCUCGCGCUCGUCAUGGAGCUCGCUUCGGGGGGAGAGCUUGUUAGAGAUCGACUCCUGCGCAGUCAAGGGUACACGGAGCGUGACAUCGCGGGAUACGUCCGACAAUUGCUUCGUGGAUUGAAACAUAUGCACGAUAAUAGCAUUGCUCAUCUCGGACUUACGAUUGGAGAACUCCUACUCUCCCACGUAGGUUCCGAUGAACUAAAGAUCUGUGAUUUCGGACUGUCCCGUCGCAUUCACUUGAACCAACACGCCGCAUUGAACUACGGAAUGCCCGAAUUCGUGGCCCCAGAGGUCGCUAAGGGAGAGGGCGUGGCCUUCGGAGCUGACAUGUGGAGUGUAGGAAUCAUCACCUAUAUUCUCCUGAGUGGGAGAUCGCCAUUCAGAGGGCUUAACGACAGAGAGACACUCUCUAGAGUAAGAGAGGGACAGUGGGAAUGGUUCGACGAAGAAUGGUGGUCCCGCUUCAGCCUGGAGUCCCGAGACUUCAUCUCCAAGCUAUUAGUACUGGACUGGCGUAACAGGCUUGACGUGGAUUCUGCGCUUGCGCACCCUUGGCUCUCGUUCGCCGAUAAGAUUUACAAGGACGAGUAUAUUAUCACCACGGACCGACUGAGGAGUUAUUACAACUCAUACAGAGACUGGAUGAGCAACGCGUCAUGCCGUACUUGGUUCCGUCGUAGGCCACUAGAGGGCGCCUUCGACCAUCCCUCUAGAAUGGUUUACCCACCAGGGCAACUGUACACGCCCGAGGGAACCCCGGAUCGUGACAGGUCCUCUCGUGAAAGGAAAUCAUCGCCUUGGGACCUGAAAUUCAAGCAGUGGGACCACCCAGAUUGGGAGGUGUCAGCCACAUCUGAGAGCCACUACCAAAACGGUCCAGACACGUACCUACUGCAGCUCCGAGACACGCAGUUCCCAGUUCGUCUCCGGGAAUACAUGAAGGUGGCUUGCCAUCGCUCGCCAGCGUACAACCUUAGCGUACACGACUCUUAUGACCCACGGACACCUAUUAUCCGCGAAAGACGUCGCUUUACGGACGUGAUGGACGAAGAGAUUGACGACGAAAGAAAAGAAAGAAUCAACCAAUAUGGCUCUGAAAGCUACACAAUCCGCAGACUGAGGCACGAGCUUGGAACACGUCUGGACAGCUACGCGGAAGCUCAGGCUUUCAUGGAAUCGAAGAAAGAUGGACAUCUGCCCUUCUUCAGAGAAAAACCUCAAAUCCUCCCCGUUAGGGAGGGAGAACCCGCUCAACUGUCCUGCUACGCCGUAGGUGACCCCAAACCAGUCAUCCAAUGGUUCAAGAAUGAUAUGGUCAUAGCCGAAGGUCAGCGCAUCAAGAUCAUCGAAGACGACCAAGGGCGGUCCACCCUCAAUUUCGACCCGGCCAUGCAUCACGACAUCGGCUUCUACAAAGUCGUAGCGAGGAAUAAAGUAGGACAAACUGUGGCCAGGACCAGAAUUGUUGAAGCCACCACUCCCAACGCUCCCGAUAGCCCCGCAGCCUCUGAAGUAUCAGACACAGAAGUACUUCUCAGGUGGAAGCAACCGAAGUACGACGGAAACUCCCCCGUCGUCUGUUACAGCCUUCAGUUCAAAGAAGGCGAUAGUGUCGAGUGGAAAACGGUAGCGGAAAACAUCGACCACGAAUUCUUUGUCAUCAGAGACCUGGUCCCGCAAACGAGUUAUCAAUUCAGGCUAUCUUCCCGCAACAGAAUCGGAUGGAGCGAGAAAGGAAUCCCAACCAACUUGGUGAAAACUUUGGAAGCUGGAGCUCCCAAAAUUCAAGUUACGAAAGCGAUGAAACACUUGCAGCAGAUGACUGAAUCCGGACAGGAGAUAGUUUUAGACGAGGACAGGCCGAAAUUGGACUACGCGACCGAGGAAAAGUCUCCCGAAUGGGGAACGACCGACCAGUUCACCGAACGAUACAGCUUCGUGUCUGAACUAUGGCGUGGGAAGUUUUCUAUCGUCGUCAAGGGGAUAGACAAGACGACAGACAGCGUGGUGGUCGCGAAGAUUCUGGAAUGUCGGCCGGAAACGGAAGUCCAGGUUCAGAGGGAGUUCGAAUGUUUGAGGCGACUGAGACACGAGAGGAUAUCGAACUUAUUCGCCGCUUAUCAGACUCCGGGAUCUCCCGUCGCGGCUUUAGUGCUGGAGAAGCUUCAAGGAGCAGACAUUUUGACGUACCUGUCGAGUAGACACGAUUAUUCCGAGCAGGUAGUGGCAACCAUUAUCACGCAGGUCCUCGAUGGCCUGCAAUACCUGCACUGGCGGGGAUAUUGCCACCUCGACCUGCAGCCUGACAAUGUGGUGCUGGCUUCUGUACGAUCGGUACAGGUUAAACUGGUGGACUUCGGUUCCGCUCAUAAGGUCACCAAGCUUGGAACGAUUGUGCCGCAAGUUGGAGAAUUAGAUUAUAAAGCCCCGGAAGUAAUAAACGACGAAGCAGCAUAUCCCCAAACGGACAUAUGGUCUGUGGGCGUAUUAGCAUACAUUUUACUUUCGGGAGUGUCUCCCUUCCGCGGAUCAGACGACGCAGAGACGAAACAGAACAUCUCCUUCGUGAGAUAUCGCUUCGAACAUCUAUAUAAGGAAAUUACACAGGAAGCCACUCGUUUCCUGAUGUUCAUAUUCAAGAAGACGCCUCUCAAACGACCGACGGCAGAAGAGUGCUACGAACAUCGCUGGCUCCACAAUACUGACUUCAUGCUUAGGAAGAGGGAACGAGCCGUCUUCCUUGGAAAUCGGCUUAAGGAAUUUUCUGAAGAAUACCACAGUCGAAAAUCAGCAGAAGCGUCUGAAGCGGACAGCGUAGCGUCGGCUUUUCCCGGUCUGUCGCCGCGAAUGCUGGCGCGCUCCAACAGCAUACAGGACGAACUCAUGACUAACUUCACUGCUCCAUAA